AUGGACAAGCUGAGCUCCUACACUGGCUCUGCCGGUGGGGUGAACAUCACACUCUCGCCGUCUCAGGAGGAAUUCAGGGACAGUCUUCGGGGAGUCAUCUCCACGUUUGAGAACACCGUUGGACAAGUGAAGGCCUUACUCCGAGACCCGCGCUUGUCUGUGUUCUACUCGCCGCCGACCUAUGACCUGAAGCUGUCUGUGGAUGAGGAGAAGGAGGAGGAGGAGAGGGAGCACCAGCGACCUUGGCCUGACAUUGAGCUCCUGUUUGGGGAGGACCCGGACUACCAGCACAUGAUCUCCGCCAACAUGACCCACCUGGAGAACGCUCUGGGAGAAGUCUUCAGCUAUGCAGAGGAUUAUACCAAGUUUACUGUAAUGGUGGACAAAGCUCGGCGUGUUGAUGUGGAUGCCUCCAUGACCCAGCGGGAGUGGACCACAGAGGAGUUCCACCAUGUUCUAUCCCAGCAUACCGAGCAGGUGCGGUCCAUGUUGAAGAUGCGGACCCACCAGAGGAUCGGGAUGAUGGAGGUGUUCAGCGACGGGUUCCAGCAGUCCUGCCUGCCCUUUCCUAAAGACGUGCUGGCCGCCAUCAACAGGAAGCUGCCCGUCAUCGCCAACAAGAAAAACGAGGAGCUCAUGAGGAUCAUUAAGGGAGCCUCCAAGAAACUAGACAACAUGCCUGAGUCUGUGGAGGAGUUUGUGGAACACUUGACCUUCCUGGGGCGCAUGGUGUCGGAGCUGCCUAUCCUGGAGAGGGAGUUUACUGUGGUCACCAGGCUGUUCGUCAUUGCCAAGAACUUCGAGGUGCCGGUACCUCCUGAGGAGCUGGCCCUGUACCAGACUCUGGCACCAAGCUUCCAGCAUCUCAAGUCCACCAUCCUGUACUGUGAAGCUAAGAAAGACGACAACAUCCGGAAGUUCAGCACGGACCUGGACAAGCACAUCAACAACCUUCGCUUUGAGCUGGUCGAGAUCAAGAGCAAGGUGAGAGAUCCGAAUCUGCUGAACCCCGACACCCUGACGGUGGUUGCCACGGAAACACUGAAGACGUUGAUGGAGGAGGUUGAGUACCUGUCCACCAAGGCCCGCAGCUACUCCAACUACCAGGACCGCUUCGGCAGCUCCAUAUCCGCACCCUCCAAGAUGAAAUCCUUCGCUGAAGAAGCCAUGAUGCUAGCGUCCAGUGACAGCGGUGCGAGUGCCCAGAUUGUGCAGGCAGACCUGUCGGAGGUGGAGCGUGACGUGACGUUACGGCAGCUGCUGUGGGAGUCCCUGGACGAGUGGGCGCGGCUGGAGGAGGGGUGGAGGGCCACGGCCUUCGAGCAGCUCAACGUCGACGCUGUGCAGAAAAAUGUCAACAGGUUCAGCCAAACUGUCUUCAUGCUGGAGAAAGGUCUGCCCCAUAAUGAGAUAGUGCCGAAGCUGAAGCAGUCAGUGCUGGACUUUAAGCAGGGCAUGCCUGUGAUCACCAGCCUGAGGAACCCGUACCUGCGCUCGCGGCACUGGGAGGCCAUCCAGGAGCUGAUCGGGAGGAGCAUCGUCAGGGACAAGAAGUUCACUCUGGGCAACCUGCUGGAGCUCAAGAUCUUCCAGCACAAGGAAAGGAUCGGGGACAUCUCCACCCAGGCCAGCAACGAGGCCACCCUGGAGGCAAUGCUGCAGAAGGUCAUCGAACUCUGGCACCACACAGACUUCCGCCUGGUGCCGCACAACGUCCGGCCCGACAUCAUGAUCAUCGCCGGCAUCGAUGACAUCAUGGCCCAGCUGGAGGAGAGCCAGGUUACCAUAGGAACCAUCCGUGGGUCGCGCUACGUCACGGCCAUCAAGACGCAGGUGGAGGAUUGGGACCGGCGGCUGGGCCUGUUCGCCCGCACCCUGGACGAGUGGAUGACGUGUCAGCGGCAGUGGCUGUACCUCGAGCAGAUCUUCACAACUCCUGACAUCCAGAGGCAGCUGCCUACCGAGGCUAAACUAUUCUCACAGGUGGACAAGUCCUGGAAAGACUUGAUGCGUCGCACAGAAGACCGCCCCAAUGCCCUGCGGUCUGCCACUGCCCCAGGUGUGCUGGAGAUCCUCCAGUCCAGCAACUCUCACCUGGAGAAGAUCCAGAAGUGUCUGGAGGACUACCUGGAGACCAAGCGCCUGGUCUUCCCUAGGUUCUACUUCUUAAGUAACGACGAGCUGCUGGACAUUCUUGCACAGAGCAAGAACCCGGACGCCGUGCAGCCGCACCUCAGGAAGUGCUUCGGGAACAUCGUGGCGCUGGAUAUCCGCAAGCUGACCCACCAGCCGGCCUACAUCAACAGCAUGACCUCCGCGGAGGGCGAGACCAUCGCCAUGCCGAAGAACGUGCGAGCGCGGGGCCCGGUUGAGCAGUGGCUGGGCAGCGUGGAGACCAGCAUGUACGACACGGUCAAGAAACACCUGAAGUCUGGCAUGGUGGACUGGAACCCGGGCGGGCUGACCACCUGGGUGCUGCACCAUCCCGGCCAGGUGGUGCUCACCGUGGCACAGAUCAUGUUCAACAGGGACGUGGUGAAGGCUUUCCGGGGCGUGUCUGUGCCGAGCGCCGUGACCCAGGUCAGGGACAGCAUGGUGGACACCCUGACGCGGCUGGCCAGGCUCGUUUCCACGCCAAUGCACUUCUACCAGCGCAUGACUCUGGAGGCUCUGCUGAUCAUCGAUGUGCACAACAGGGACAUCCUGAAGGAGAUGAUUGACGGGAAGGUGUACAAGGCGGACGACUUCGGGUGGACCAAGCAGCUGAGAUAUGAGUGGAACGAGCACACCAACUCCUGCAACGUGCUGCAGUGUAACGCCACCUUCCAGUACGGGUACGAGUACCUGGGCUGCUCCCCCAGGCUGGUCAUCACCCCACUCACGGACAGGUGCUACCUGACUCUAACGAGUGCCCAGAACCUGCACCUGGGGGGGUCCCCGGCAGGGCCGGCCGGCACAGGGAAGACGGAGACAGUCAAGGACUUGGCCAGGGUCAUGGGCAAGCAGUGUGUCGUCUUCAACUGCUCCGAGGCCAUCGACUACAAGAUGAUGGGCAGGUUGUUCUCAGGCAUGGCCCAGUCGGGGUCGUGGUGCUGCUUUGAUGAGUUUAACAGGAUUGAUGUGGAGGUUCUGUCCGUCAUCGCCCAGCAAAUCCACACCAUCAAAACUGCCAAGGACGGAGGAGCGCUCAGGUUUCUGUUUGAGGGGAGAGAUAUCCGGCUGAACAUGACCUGCGGGUUCUUCAUCACCAUGAACCCUGGGUACAAAGGUCGCGUGGAGCUGCCCGACAACCUCAAGUCUCUCUUCCGCCAGGUGGCCAUGAUGGUCCCAGACUACGCACUCAUCGCUGAGAUCAUGCUGUUCUCAGAAGGCUUCACAGCCGCCAAGUCCCUGUCCACGAAGAUCGUGAACCUGUACCAGCUGGCGAGUAAGCAGCUAUCGCAGCAGGACCACUACGACUUCGGCAUGCGCGCCAUCAAGUCUGUCCUGGUCAUGGCGGGACAGAGGAAGAGCAGCAUGCAGGAGGCACAUCCAAAUCAGGUCCUGAAUGAGCAGAAGGAAGCACACAUCCUGAUCCAGGCCCUGCGAGACGCGAACCUGCCCAAGUUCCUGGCCGAGGAUGUGCCGCUGUUCGAGUCCAUCCUGGCUGACCUGUUCCCUGGGAUCGUUUUCCCAGAGCCAGAGAGCGGAGUCCUGGAGAAAGCCAUCCAUGUGUCGAUCCGUGACCUUGGGCUGCAGCUGUGGCCUCUGCAGCUGGAGAAGGUGGUUCAGCUGUACCGGCAGAUCAUGGUUCGGCACGGCGUGAUGCUGGUGGGGCCGACCGGCGGGGGGAAGACCACCUGCCGGAACAUCCUGCAGCGCGCCCUGGUCCUGAUGCCGGCCAUGCAGGAGGAGGGGACCGUGGGGAUGCAGCUGAUGGGCACCGGCAAGAAGGGGAAGGUGGAGACCUUCACCCUGAACCCGAAGUGUGUGAAGCUGGGGGAGCUGUACGGUGCCACCGACCCGAACACCCUGGAGUGGACGGACGGGCUGAUGGCUUCCGCCGUGCGCAGGUUCGCUCGUGAGCUCACCGCCGGGCCAGAGACACAGGCAGAUGAGUGGGACCAGCGGCCUCCUACUACAGCAAGCAUGGGAUCGGGUUACACCAGAACAGAUACUGGGACCCCAGCUACUCCUGAAGCAGACAUCGAGCCGGAUGCUGUAGCUGAUGUGAAAGAACCAGAAGGGCAGCUGUCUACUCACAAGGAGGAGAUCCCCACAGACUGGAGGUGGCUGGUGCUGGAUGGGCCUGUGGACACACUGUGGGUGGAGAACCUCAACACAGUGUUGGACGACACCAAGACGCUGUGCUUGGCCAACGGAGAGCGGAUCUCGCUGCCCUCCGGCAUCCGCCUCACCUUCGAGGUGGACAACCUGUCGCAGGCCAGCCCCGCCACCAUCAGCAGGUGUGCCAUGGUCUACAUGGAUCCAGUGGACCUAGGCUGGAGGCCUUUUGUGAAAACAUGGCUCACUAGGCUGCCCAGAGAUAUCCCUGAGACGGGCCGGACCCACCUGGAGAAGCUGUUUGAGCUGAGCAUCGACGACGGUCUGGCCUUCAUGACCCGGCGGAGGAAGCACCAGCACCUGCCGGCCACCGAGCUGGGCAUGGUGUCCUCCCUCUGCCGCAUCCUGUCCGCUCUGCUGGACUUCAUGGGCAAAAAUGGGGGCUUCGGGGUGCAAGAUGAGGAGACGGAAGAGCGGCCUGACAGCGCGAGCAGUCGGCACUCCAGCGCGUCCCGCAGCUCGGCAACAUCACGCGACAGCCGGCGCCAGAAGAAGAAACGUCGGGAAGAGAGAAGGGCACAGCUGUACCAGGAUGCACUGGGAAAGAAGGGCAGAAGGGAUGACAAGAAGUGGUACAUGGAGAAGCAUCCUCGUGACGUGGCCGCACUCCUGGGGAAGAUGGAUGAUAAGAAGUGGUACAUGGAGAAGCAUCCUCGUGACCUGGCGGCACUCCUGGGGAAGAUGUUUGUGUUUGCCUUAAGAAGUUAUUCUUCCUUGCGUUACAGGGAUGAUAAGAAGUGGUACAUGGAGAAGCAUCCUCGUGACCUUGCCGCGCUCCUGGGGAAGAUGGAUGAUAAGAAGUGGUACAUGGAGAAGCAUCCUCGUGACCUUGCGGCGCUCCUGGGGAAGAUGGAUGAUAAGAAGUGGUACAUGGAGAAGCAUCCUCGUGACCUGGCCGCGCUCCUGGGGAAGAUGUUUGUGUUUGCCUUUACCUGA
Messenger RNA from Branchiostoma floridae (Florida lancelet), 5259 nucleotides. Its product is annotated as dynein heavy chain 6, axonemal-like. NCBI's taxonomy places the organism in Eukaryota, Metazoa, Chordata, Leptocardii, Amphioxiformes, Branchiostomatidae. Gene Ontology annotation, biological process: microtubule-based movement. Bases 1 to 5259 code for a protein of 1752 amino acids. The transcript has 27 exons. The record is from RefSeq and is a predicted model, not a curated record. Gene Ontology annotation, cellular component: dynein complex. Gene Ontology annotation, molecular function: minus-end-directed microtubule motor activity; ATP binding; ATP hydrolysis activity.